This is a messenger RNA of Drosophila montana, 2186 nucleotides long. RefSeq names its product serine/threonine-protein phosphatase 2B catalytic subunit 2. The record is from RefSeq and is a predicted model, not a curated record. Bases 199 to 1941 code for a protein of 580 amino acids. Gene Ontology annotation, cellular component: cytoplasm; calcineurin complex. The transcript has a single exon. NCBI's taxonomy places the organism in Eukaryota, Metazoa, Arthropoda, Insecta, Diptera, Drosophilidae. Gene Ontology annotation, biological process: calcineurin-mediated signaling. Gene Ontology annotation, molecular function: calmodulin binding; calmodulin-dependent protein phosphatase activity.
UAGCAGCAGCAAAGUAGAAAAGUGCGUGUGUUGUUGGCCAACGUGCCUCUGUGUGCGUGUGCGUGUGUGCAGCUAGUGCAAUUAAGUGCAGUAGGCGGCGCACACAAUAAUAAAAAAAAAACGCUCACUCUGUGUGGGCGCCAGCUCGAGCAACAGCCACAGCAGCAACUGCAAUUCAAUUCACAGCGCACUGCAAUAAUGUCUUCGAAUAAUCAAUCGAGCGGCGUCGCUGGCCAAGUGGCAACAAGUGCCAACCCGCGCGGUGGCUCCACUAGCAACUCCACGGAUGCCACAGAUACGCAGCAUGGCAGCAACAAUAGCGCGAACAAUGCCAGUGCCAACGCCUCCUCCACAGGCAAUGCCACAGCAAGCAGCAACAGCAUCUCGAAUGCCGCCAGCGUUGGUCACGAUAGCCCCACGCACAAGGCUCAUGGCGGCCAUGCGCCGAUCAACACCAAAGAGCGAGUCGUCGACAGUGUCCCAUUUCCACCCAGUCACAAACUGACGCUGGCCGAGGUAUUCGACGCGCGCACCGGAAAACCAAAUCACGAGCUCCUCAAGCAGCACUUCAUUUUGGAAGGGCGCAUUGAGGAGGCGCCGGCAAUGCGCAUAAUUCAGGAGGGCGCCGCACUGCUGCGGCACGAAAAAACAAUGAUCGAUAUUGAGGCGCCGGUCACUGUCUGCGGUGAUAUACACGGCCAGUUUUAUGAUCUCAUGAAGCUCUUCGAGGUGGGAGGCUCGCCGGCGACAACAAAAUAUCUGUUCCUGGGCGACUAUGUGGACCGGGGCUAUUUUAGCAUUGAGUGCGUCCUCUAUUUGUGGUCGCUGAAGAUUACGUAUCCGCAGACGCUGUUCCUGCUGCGCGGCAAUCACGAGUGUCGGCAUCUGACCGAGUACUUCACCUUCAAGCAGGAGUGCAAGAUCAAAUACUCGGAGCGGGUGUACGACGCGUGCAUGGAUGCGUUCGACUGCCUGCCGUUGGCGGCGCUCAUGAACCAGCAGUUCCUCUGCGUGCACGGCGGCCUGUCGCCCGAAAUACACGAGCUGGAGGACAUUAGGCGGCUCGAUAGAUUCAAGGAGCCGCCCGCCUUUGGCCCCAUGUGCGACCUGCUGUGGUCCGAUCCGCUCGAGGACUUUGGCAACGAGAAGAACUCGGACUUCUACACGCACAACUCGGUGCGUGGCUGUUCGUAUUUCUACAGCUACGCCGCCUGCUGCGACUUCCUGCAGAACAACAAUCUGCUGUCGAUCAUACGGGCGCACGAGGCGCAGGACGCCGGCUACCGCAUGUACCGCAAGAGCCAGACCACCGGUUUCCCCUCGCUGAUCACCAUCUUCUCGGCGCCCAACUAUCUCGACGUGUACAACAACAAGGCGGCGGUACUCAAGUACGAGAACAACGUGAUGAACAUCCGGCAGUUCAAUUGCUCGCCCCAUCCGUACUGGCUUCCCAACUUCAUGGACGUGUUCACCUGGUCGCUGCCCUUUGUUGGCGAGAAGGUCACCGAGAUGCUGGUGAACGUGUUGAACAUCUGCUCCGAUGAUGAGCUAAUGACCGAGGAGAGCGAGGAGCCGCUCUCGGACGACGAGGCAGCUCUCCGCAAGGAGGUCAUCCGGAACAAGAUACGCGCCAUUGGCAAAAUGGCGCGCGUCUUCUCUGUGCUGCGCGAGGAGUCCGAGUCGGUGCUACAGCUGAAGGGGCUGACGCCGACGGGCGCCCUGCCCCUCGGCGCCCUAUCCGGCGGCAAGCAGUCCCUCAAGAAUGCCAUGCAGGGCUUCUCGCCCAAUCACAAGAUUACCUCGUUCGCGGAGGCCAAGGGACUCGAUGCGGUGAACGAGCGGAUGCCGCCGCGUCGCGAUCAGCCGCCCACACCCAGCGAUGAUAAUCAGCAUCCGCAUCAGAUUCAUAGUCAAGGAAACAAUGGCGCGGCGCAUGGGUAAACAGCAACGUCGAUGGCAAUGACAACGGCGUGGGGGUGACAACGGGACUCGGCGGCUUCUGUGGACGCCGAUCUCGAUCGGUAUUAAUAAUAAUACCUGUUGUCGAUGGUGUGACGUGUUGUGGUGUUGUGUGGCGUGGUAUGGUGGGGUGUUGGCUAUGCGCCCAGAGCAUGUUCUGAGCACGUACAAGACGGCACAGCACACGCACGCACACCUACACACACACACACACACAUACACAAACA